Zophobas morio is the source of this 5247-nucleotide messenger RNA. RefSeq names its product DENN domain-containing protein Crag (gene Crag). NCBI's taxonomy places the organism in Eukaryota, Metazoa, Arthropoda, Insecta, Coleoptera, Tenebrionidae. Bases 312 to 5099 code for a protein of 1595 amino acids. The record is from RefSeq and is a predicted model, not a curated record. The transcript is spliced from 16 exons. Gene Ontology annotation, molecular function: protein binding. Gene Ontology annotation, cellular component: cytoplasmic vesicle. Gene Ontology annotation, biological process: regulation of Rab protein signal transduction.
AUAGAAACGUCAAAGAUGUCAACUUGUCAAAUAUCAAAACCUAAAUAGACGUAAAUCGAAUAGAACUCAGCCCGAGAUGAUAAAUAGAUUUAAAAUAAACAGAAAGUGUGAACAUUAAGUUCGUGAUUAAUCUCCCGGGAGGAAUAUCUUGCAAAGUCGGUGCAAUUAAAACGAUGAGUCAUCUACAAUAUCAUAAAAUGAUAUCAAAAACCUAGUAUUAAAAAAUAAAACAACACAAGUUUGGUUAAAAUCUAAAAUAUGUGCCUUACUUUGAGUAUUAACAAGUUAGAGUUACGUUAAUUAUUUUUGCAAUGGAUGAAAGAAGAGUGGCUGAUUAUUUUGUCGUGGCUGGAUUACCAGAUGAUCCCGAGCCUUUGGAUGAAACAACAUUAUCAGAAGGGGGAAACUUGAAAGCGAGUCAUGGACAACCCCCCAUUACAGAUAUUAGUGUGAUCUUCCCAAGUCUGGGAGAGAAAUUACCUCCAGGCUAUAUUAUUGUGGAACGAACACCAACAGGUUUAGUUGCUGAUCUCAAUCAUGGUAGCUUAAGAACAAAUGAGUGCUACCUGUGUUACAAGAGGGGAAGGGAUAAACCUCCCUUGGUUGAUAUAGGUGUUAUGUACGAUGGUAAAGAGUGGCUGAUGCCUGAUGCAGAAGUUGUUAAAGAAACUGUAGGCAAACAUGUUGCCAAUGUUAAUAAUUCUACAUCUCAGACGUUUAUUACAUAUAGAAGGGGGCACCCCACCAUGCCUUGUAAUGCUCUUGUCGUUACAGAUGUAUGUGUUGUGAUUGCAAGUAAAGGUGAAUCUCCACCACAUGCGUUUUGUUGCAUAAACAAGAACUUAAAUAAGGGAAUUGUUGGUAGUGAUGUUUUUCUGUGUUAUAAGAAAUCUAUGAAUAGAGCAAAACUGUUAACUUACAAACCUGCUGUCUUGUCCAGGUACCCCAUGACGGACCUUCCAAAUUUUCCGUUCCCAAACUCGGUGCCUUUGUUCUGUCUGCCGAUGGGUGCGACUUUGGAACUAUGGCCAAAAGAAGCAACUCAACCGAAACCAGUAUUCAGUACAUUCGUCCUGACCGUUUCAGACGCAAAGUACAAAGUUUACGGAUCGGCUGUAACAUUUUAUGAGAAAUUCUCCCAUCAUCAACUCAGUGAUGAACAAAGAGAGUUGUUAGGUUAUUCAGACAAUUCUGACUACAUUUUAAACAUGAACAAAAGCAUUUGUUUGUUAUCACACUGGCCGUUCAGCGACGCUUUCGAGACAUGGCUGCUAUUUCUACACAACAUUGUAGCAAGCGGAGAACCGCAAGCCAUACCGGUCGAAAGAUACAUAGUUCAGCUCCUGGACGAAGUUCCCUUUCCUUCUCCGCGAACAUUACUCGAACUUUCAGAUCACAACGAUAAUCAAACGAUCAGUAAUAAAGUUAUUAUGACACAGCCGGAAGAUUUACCUUUGCCAAGGAGUGCGGCUGGUUUCAGACAUUUGCUACUCAAUUUAGGAUCGGAAAAUUGCCUACAAGUGCUACUUUUAGCUCUUACUGAACAGAAAAUUCUGAUACAUUCAUUACGGCCUGAUACUCUGACAGCUGUGGCAGAGGCAGUAUCAUCACUACUUUUUCCUUUCAAGUGGCAGUGUCCGUAUAUCCCUCUGUGCCCAUUGGGUUUGGUGGAAGUUCUUCACGCACCUCUACCUUUUCUGAUCGGCGUGGACUCAAGGUUUUUCGAUUUAUAUGAUCCUCCACCAGAUGUUAGUUGCAUCGAUUUGGACACCAAUAUUAUUACAGUUGCAGAAUCGCAAAGACAGAAUUUAAAUAUUAAACUCUUGCCUAAAAAGCCAGCCAAAAGUUUGAAAGCAAGUUUAGAUUACUUGUAUUAUCAAAUUAGGAACAAUAGCUCCAAUAAUGCUGAAAAUUUGCCAGGACAGGAUAAUAUAGAAAUCGAAUUCAGAAAAAAAGAAAAAGAGCAAGCUCAAGAACUUGAAAUCCAAGAAGCUUUUUUACGAUUCAUGGCCCUUACACUGAAGGGUUACAGAUCGUACCUUCUCCCAAUUACUAAAGCCCCAACUGUGGGUACAACCGAUCCUCAAGCUCUCUUCCAACUCACUGAUUUUCUCAAAAGUCGUGAUAAAACUCAUCAUAGAUUCUUCACUCUAAUGAUGAGAACUCAAAUGUUCAUACGUUUCAUCGAAGAACGCAGUUUUGUUGCUGAUGGCGAUCAAGGUCUCGCAUUUUUCGACGAAUGUUCAGAGAAACUGACAUACGAAGAACCCGACAUCAGACUUGUAGAACCAGAUGCACUUCAUAAAAGUGACAGGACUAUAUUCGUGCUACCGCCGGAACCAACAACCGCUGAAAAUCACCACAUUUAUACGAAUUUUAUAUUAGAUCCUGGAUUAUUAGCUGGGAAGGCGCGAAACCAUUUACCUUCUUUAUAUCAGACUGUUAUACCGGGAUCGCCCAUGGCAAGAAGAACGAAGCACGAGAUAAAAUCAGCACAAAAGUUGGCACGAAAAUGUAUUACUUCACCGGAGUUAUGGGCUAGAUGUUUGUGCGGUACCUGCCAUACUUUGUACUUUAUGGUUUUACCCAGUAUGUUAUCGUUGAAUGCAGGGAAAGAAAAAGCCAUUCUGCAACAAGCUUACGAAUUACUCGUCCGAGCUACCCAACAGAAGUUAGCAUGUGACGAAGUAUGUUAUAGAUUGCUGAUGCAGUUGUGCGGUGAACAUUCAAGACCAUUGUUGGCUGUUAAACUGCUUGUGACAAUGAAAAAAUUUGGGAUUCAACCAAAUGCUCUUACGUAUGGUUUGUAUAAUAGAUGCGUAUUAGAAGCAGAAUGGCCCGCAUCCUCUGCUCCUAGUUUGUUACUUUGGAACAAAUUACGAAACGUAGUAAUGGGAGCUGCUCAUUUUCGAUGGGCUGCCAGACACAGAGCAAACCGAAAACUAUCAGCUUCAACUGAAGGCGGGUCUAGUUUAUUAGAUCCAACAGACCGCACAGCGUCUCGUUCCUCUUUAGAUUCCCACGAAGCCGUCCAGACUGAUAAUAGUCUACUCAACAAGUUUCGUAAAAUGACGAACAUCAUAGUAAAAAGUAGUCUUAACGGUUCCGAACAAUCCGUUAAAGAUGUAGUCGAACAAUCAGAAGAUGAAAUCGUUGAAAGUAAUACUGAUGAUGUAGUAGAGAAAAAAUUAAAUAGCCAUUUCACACCACCUGGGAGUCCGUCAGAGUGUCGAAUCUUGUCACGUUCCGAAAGUGCUGGUGAUGCGAAUAUUAUUGACAAGUUGCAACAGAAUAAGAAGAACUGUUCACGAACAUUGAAUUUUAAUGGGGAAUCGAAUGAGGAAUCGGGAAAACAAUCACCAGGGAAGAUAUCACCACGCACGGUUGUGACACAAAACGAUCCCUUGGGAGCUUUCGACCAGCCACCACCUCCUAAAACAUGCGUGACGCCCCCUCCAGAGCCAGUUGUAGCAAAUCAAAAUCCACUAUUAACCGACGAACCUGUUUUGUUUAAAUCGACCGUGCACCGAUCGGCUACAUUCGAAGGUAGUCCACCUGCUCAAAGUAAGCUCCAUAGAUCUGAAACCGUCCCUGCAGCCACUGUUGCGUCCAGUUUGGCAAGUCUUAGUUCCAGUUUGAAGAUGGGAUUCAGCCGCUAUUCACCAUCACGCCUGUCUCUACGCAAAGCCGAUCUCAAGGUCCCGCAACAACUAAUAGAAAACGCCAUCAACAACCUAAGCCCCAGCAGUUUGACAGGUAAGAAACCCAACGAACUAAUACAGGGUGGAAUUAGUUCCAUAAAGUCAGCGGCGAACACGAUGGUGAAAAAAUUGGACGAAAUCAAGGAGGCCAUGUCAACGUCUACGCAUAACACCCCUGUCAAAAUGGCGGCGACAGAUCGGCUAGCAGCUGGAGAUGCGGCUGAAGCGGGAGGCGAAGGAGAAUCCACGGAUGGAAGUGAAGGAGGGGAAAGGCAUCGGAGAGUUUCUGCAGAGUUGGGAAGUUACAGGGGAAGCUACACAAAUUUGAAGGAUUCUGACGACGCACUACCUGAGAGUUUAUUCCCUCUACCGAAUGAUGACAAUAAGCAAGACAGUGAACUAGAAAUCACCAUAAGCUCAUGCUCCCAGUGUCACAACUGUUCAUGUCUCCUCUACGACGAAGACAUAAUGGCCAACUGGUUCGCUGAAGAUUCCAAUCUCAACACCAUAUGUCAGUCCUGCAAUAAGCCUACAGUACCACUCCUCACAAUGAUGAUAACUGGAAAAAACAUACCACCAUGUGAUCCGUUUAGUGUACCUUAUCUCAAUCCAUUAGUACUCCGAAAAGAACUAGAAAACAUAUUAACACAAGAAGGCGAUCUUAGUUUAGCUGAGGCUAAAUUUGUUGAUGAACAUCCGAUAAUCUACUGGAACUUAAUGUGGGCUUUUGAAAGGAUCAACGUCCAGACGCAUUUGCCUAAUUUGUAUUUGAAAAGUAGAACUGAAGGAGAGACUGGUAUUGAGAAAAAAGACAGGAAUGAGACUAAUGAAUUUGUUGGAGAAGAUAAUGGAAGUAUUAUGCAACCAGUCGAAGAAGGAACAGAUCCUUUAACGCAGGAGUUGGCAGCUUUAGCUAACGGACGAGAUGAUGGCCAGCAAUUAGCGGCACAGGUCUGUGUCAAGUGUUUAUGGGAUGAGCCAAGGUUGUACAUAGAGCGUCCUCCAAUGUACAUACUGUGGAAAGUGAAAGACGCUUCUCAACUCAGUUCUAGUUACAAAAAUAAUGUCUCAAAGUCAUUUAUGCAAAAGGUAAUUAAUAGCAUUCGGGUGGACGAUUUGGCUGAGCCUUUGAAAAGUUUAGCGGCCGAAAGGGAGUCCCAUCAGAGAUCGCGUGACGGAAAAGAUAAAAAUAUCUCCAUCUACCGAGAUAUUCUGUUUCUGGCGUGUAAAGCAUUGGGAAGAAGUCACAUUGACCUGAAUGCUUUUGAUAAGCAGUAUAGUAUGGCAUAUUAUCGUGCAACUGAAAGGAAUAAUAGACAAUAUGGACCCCAAGAUAAACCUCUCAGUAUGGUUGCGUUGUAUUGCCGUCAAUACUUCCGCCCACUAUCUUUGCCUUGAUCAGUUUAAGUUGUGUUCUUCAUUUUAUUAUUACCUAAUAAGGUGCACUGCUAUAUUUUAAUUGUAUGUACAUUAACUUAUGUUAGGUUUUUUCUGGGACUUUAUAUUUAAGGUCAAUAGUUUUCAAUAAAGUUGUUGAAUAAAGUAA